Molecule: messenger RNA, 7577 nt
Organism: Plodia interpunctella (Indianmeal moth)
Lineage: Eukaryota; Metazoa; Arthropoda; Insecta; Lepidoptera; Pyralidae
Exons: 14
Coding region: 531-4724 (1397 amino acids)
Source: RefSeq, a predicted model, not a curated record
GACUCGCUGUGCCCCGUGUUGACGUUCUAUCGCGCUGCAUAUACAAACAAAUCGUUAAUUUAUAAAUCGAAAGAUGAUAACGAUCGAAUGGUACCAAUUACGCUUCUUUGGAUGAAACAUUUGAAUUUAGAAUUAAGGGAUGUGCUAUAUGAUUGUUAUAUAAUAACGUUAGAAUAUAUACGGAAUAUCGAUUCUAGCUAGUGAGGAACUCGAUAUAUAGGACGAUUUGAAGUCACUAUGUCUAGGUCACGAUUUGGAAUGAGUUGAACUUGUAGCUCUCUGUGUUUAUCUUAUCAGUGCAAUUAUUUGUUGUUGUGAUUCCACGUCAAUUCAAUGUGAAUGAAAUUUUAAAAUUUUAAUUAGUGAUAUCUAGAAUACAAAGUCGAUUAGAGUUUACGUCAUAGCAUGUUGUUCUGUAAUGUUGUGUAAAGUGAUUUGCAUAGAUUUUUAGUCAACUUUAUACGCAUAUGUGGAAAAUUGUGUCUUAGUUUUGUGCUGUAGUCUUAGUGUUUGGAUCAAUUUAUGAGAAAAUGUUCGGGGUACUAAUGAAGCGUUGGAAACCAAAAAGAACAUCAAACAACGAGAGAGAUGAAAGUCCCUGCACAGAUGGCAAUGUAUCUCCAGAACCUCCCGACCGUCCACCUGGGAAGGUCCGUCAAAUACAUCCCGCAGAAAAACCACAAAUGCUUGCCUACGAUUCCUCAUAUCGCAGGAAGAGUAAACCAAAUGUACUGCCCUUAGAAGAAAAUCAUUAUAACCAUCUGGCAAAUACCAAUGUUGCAAUGACUCCGCUAUAUCCAUUGACGCCAAAUAUAUGCGUUGAAGGAGGGAAAAUUGAAUUUAUCAAAUCUCCACCGAGCAGUGCAAGAAAUAGUCUAGCGAUGGUGUCGCCCCCACAAACGCCGCUUUUGGCGCGAAGAGGCUCGCGCGACAAAAGGGAUGCGAGGAUUUACGACGAACCUGCUGAGAAGUCCGACGAAGAUAAGGAGCUACUAGAGAAGCGCAUAAAACAGCUAGAGGCGCAGUUGGAAGAAGAAAAGAGAAGGACCCAGAAGGAGAAAAUGGCGGUCACCAAGUUGCAGAACAAACUUAUUAAGGUAUGGGAGUUGAAAUUGACGAUAUUUGGAAUACGUAAGCACCGUAACGGGCAAAUACAAAGUUACAUGGACAACAAUACAGCUUGUUCACGCGAGGGUGCUGCGCGCAGCGAUGCGGAGCGUGAGAGGCGCGCGCGCAGCGACUGGGAGGCGCGAGCGCGCGCCGCUGAGGCUGAUGCGGCGCGGCUGGCUGGCAAGCUGCAUGCUGCCCAGCGAGAGAUUGCCAGGAUGGAGGAAACCGUGCGCUCGCUUCUGCAGUACAAGAGUCGAGUGGAGACUUUGAAGCAAGAGAAGGCUUCACUUUCAUCGGCUCUGGAGGCGUCCGCGUCGCACUACCAAAGCCAGUUAUCCUCCUUGUCAGCUGAAAACGAGCGUCUCCGGGGGCAACUGUCAGCACUAUCAGCCGGGCUGGGGGGCGACCAUGAACGGAGGCUGGAUGACGUGGCCCAACAGGUCGUCAGGGCGUUAUUGUCGCAAAAGAGUGUCCGCGAAGAAUUGGGAUGCGCCCGAGCAAGAGUCAGAGAGCUGGAGGCACAGAAUCGAGCGCUGAGUGCGCUCCUAGUGAGGCAACUUCGACCGCAGCCUAGGCCGUCCCCUGCCACGCCUCACACCCCCCUCACACCACACACACCAAGGGACUUACAAGUGCACCUAGUAGACGUGGGUUCCUGCGGUUCUUUAGUCUCGUUUCGGGACUCCCCGCCGCCCGCGCCGCCUGUGCAACACCCGCACCCCCUCAGCCAGGACGAUAAGAGGCGGCACCAGAUACUUGCCGAUAUCUGGACUGAACUCAAGGGAUUGGAAGUAACACCAGCUAACUUAGCACGAGCGCUAUCAGCAGUGGACCCAACUCUCUGGGCAGCUCCUGCGAGACCCGCCACUCUCAGCCUCAACAUGCCCCAACCUUGCACAGACCCCGUCCGGGGAACUGAUGGAGAAAAAGUAACAGAAGAAGAAACUGGCGAGCAAGGCGAAGCAGGCGCCGAGUCUCCUGAAAGCGGCGCGAAGGAUGAAGGUUACUCUACAAUGUCCAGCGACGUUCAAGCAGACGCUUCAAGACAGAGUGACCACGCUGCGGAUCGGGCUUUACCAGACCUAAAUGAGGCUUCCGACGAAACUGACAACCAAACUAUAGUAUCCAUCAAUCCUAGAGAAUCUCGCCGUCAUGCGAGGCUAAUGGCAGAUGCAGAUUAUAUUUAUUUUCCAAUAGGUGUAGCAUUUGCCGGUGUCAGAGGCAGCUAUCCACCAUCUCGACCCGUCCUCCCAUUUCAGCACGUCGUACGAAGUUUCUCAGACUCUCAUCUCUGCUUGAAAUUAUUAGCAGGAACAACCUGUCCUACAAGUUGUCUAGAUAGCCCAACUCCCAGUUCUGGAGUUUUAGUAUUAGAUCUAAAGCCUGCUCCUGAGAGACCGUUAAGGAGGCCGGCAAUAGCAUCAACUACAAGUUCUGAAAGAGUGUCUUGGGGAAGUACUGCAGAUGAAAGAGCUGACGGCUCUCAAUAUGAUGCAGAUUAUGUUCAGCAUUGGCUUGAACUUGAUGAUGCUCGAUCAGCAUUACAACAAAGACAUAGAGAUAUAGCUGAUUUAGAAUAUGAUAGGGCUGAACUCGAAGAUUGGAGCCUAUCCUUGUCAUGUGAAGAUCUCAGAGAUAGGCAAUCACCAUUUGCUGAAAUCGCUACCCCAGGACAAAUAUCAUUAUCAACAUUGCCAAGUAUUAGAGAAGAUGAUGCAUUAGAAUUGGAAGAAGACGUUGGUGAUUGUCUUUGGAAUGAUUGCGGGUUUGCGACUGUUGAAAUUGAUGAAUGUAGAAUAGAUGACGCAAAUACGUCAGAUAAAAGGUGGGAAUGUUCAGGUACUCAGUCUCCCGGGGGCUCUUGGUCCAGUACCCAAUCUGAUGUUCCAGAUAAAAGGUCUAGUACUGCUUUAAGUGAAGAUGGUGAUUGUGCAAAUAUAGGUGUUGAUUUUACUCGUGAUUUUUAUCGACUUGUUAAAUAUGAAAGUACUAAAAGUUUAGCUUCCAACUCUUCGAGAGGUAUACCCGCACCAGACCUCAUGCCCGGAAAUAAUUUAAGAGUUCACGAUGUACAAGCUAUGGCUUUGCAAGAUCGCGAGCAAGCGCUACAAAAUGUUCUACAUUUUAUAGCAGAACAGCAAAAAUAUUGUCGAGAUAGAGAAGAAUCGGACUCAGUAUCAUCGCGACCUGUGUCUGAAAUACGCGAGUUGCCUCCUCCCUACGCCGCUGCAGAUUUCGACGACGAUUCUGUUGGACCCCGCAGCGAAGUAUCAGAAGAUAGACUACGACCAGACUCAUUCGGCAGUUUCUCUGAAAACGAAUCCUGCGAUGUGAUACCGGUCGAUCGACUAAAACAUAUUCAUUGUGAUACAGUUUCCGAGCCAAGAUCAACACCACGAUUUAUCGAACGUGAGGAUCCAUAUGCAGAAUCAGGUGAUUAUUUCGACGAUAUGUUGCGAUUAGAAAAUACAGAAAACGAAAUAGAUGAACACCAUCAUUUAAAAGUGCAAAGAAAGAACGAGAUAAAUAAAAGCAUUGAUGUUAGCAUUUCUGUUGAUGAAGAUCUGUCCGCACCUCAAAUAAAAGAAGAAAAAAGUGAUACCGAUUCUAGUCGCAAUGUAGAACACAAUUCGGCGUUGAAAGAAAAUAUAGUAAAUAUAAUGUUAAAUAAACAAGGAGUGGUAAAUGAAAGGGUAGAAAUAGAAACUGCUUUAACCAAAUCGACAAGUUUUACAUUUCCAAGCGUAGACACGGAGAUGUCCCUUGUAGAUGAAGUACUGAGUGCAUGCAGAAGAAGCACUGUGGCUUUAGUUACUGUUCCUGAAGAGGAAGAGAAUUCCUCACCUGAAACGGGUUCUCCUCAAAUGACUGAAUCGAAUACAACAAGCACUUCUACAGCUGAAACUGUGAUAGUAAGUAAUAAGAACGAAGCGGCUCAAAAAGAAAUUAGGCCUAAAAGUGAAAAGAGCCGAAUACCGACUCUCAUGGGUGGGAAGCGUCCACCUUCUUCCCCGAAUAAAGUUAGGUCGAAGAUUCCUGUGGCCGGAAAAUUACGUCCGGAAACAACUGUUACUGUUCCUGAGCCAAUUAUCGUCAAACAAGAUCAGACGCUAAGUUUUCAUGAAGCUGCCACUUCCAAAGAUGUCAUCGAAGAACUGAACAGAAUGAUCCGUCAGAACGACGCCACGUCGUCGGCGGGCGCGGAGCAGCGCGCGGCGCCGGCGCCGGCGCAGCGCGACGCCGCGCUGUGGGCGCCCACCGGCUGGGUGCACGUUGAGAAGGACAUCGAUUUCAGCGACCCGAAGGCCCGAGCCAACCUGCUGGACGUGAUGCUGGCGUCGAGCGACUCCUCCCCCUCCUCGUGCGGCUCCUCCCCCGCGGAGCCCCCGCCCCCCUACUCCCGCCUGCACCGGCUGCACCGCUCGAGGAGGCAGAAAACUGCGGCCGCUCACAGCCGCGCGCCGGGCGCGCUGCGGGCGGCGCGCGCGCGCCCGAGCGUGCUGCAGCGCGCGGACGUGUUCGUGCGCUUCGGCGACGCCGAGCGCGCCGCGCUCGCCGCCUUCCGCUUCCUCGACGACCUCUCCUGCUCCUCCCCGGACACCAAAGACUGUUAAUUAUGUGUAGCAAUAACGCGGAUAUUAUAUUUUUCUAUGUCGCUCGUAUGUGAUAGUUUAUGGUGAGCGGCACGGGGUUGUCUCGCUCACGCGUCUGACGAUUCCGCGGGUUUAUAACGUGCGAUGUUUUUUGUUUUGUAUAUAAAUAUUACGAUUGCUUUGCGCAUGAUGCGGGAUAUGUCCGCAUAUGUUAGCAGCUUGCAAAAGUUUAGCGCGAAAAAUAUUCGCUGUUCAGUCUUAAAUUGAAUUGGUGAGCCAAAUAAUUUAUUCAUGUGUAGCGUCUGUGGCUGCACUAUCCGCAGGGCUGCAGCUUUAGAUAUGUCCAGACAUUUUAUCUGUAUAGGUGUUGUAGUCUCACUUUCGACUUAUAGAACUACGACGAAGCACAUAGGAUAGUCUAUACAUACUUCCUAGGUUUUCUUUAAUAGGUGUGGGAGGAAGUAACUAAAUACAAAUGGCACUGAUGCGUUGUUUUGUGUACAAAUGUGUUGUAAGUUCAGAUUUUAAUAAAAGUAACAGUGAAAUAUCGAACAUACCAAUAUUGAUUUAUGCUUGAAAUGCAUCAAACAAGCGAAACAGCUUUCUAAAACAAUAGCAAUAAGGUUGAUGAUUACUUCCUGCAAUGUCUGGCUCGCGCUUCGAACCAAGACAGCUUAGGUAAGAAGACGAAAUAACUAAUGACUAAGUAAUGAAAGCUGCGGCCUCGAAGUAAUGUGAUAUUUUUGUAUAUACUGUAAGUCCCACUUAUUUUCAUAUACAUUUAAAUGGAUUCCUUUCUAACCGAACGAAGCGUACUGUUGGUUCAAGGGUGAAGUUCUGAGUUUCAGAGUCUGUACACCUAAACUCGCUCUGGUGAGAUGCAACCGCAUCCUUUUCGAUCUAAUAACGACUUAAAAAGAAAAACAUGUGACUGCAUCUCGCUGUUGCAAUUUACUAAUCGUAAUACCUAGGUACUUAUGUAAAUAUUGUCGAUUACGAAUAAUAUCGAAUUAAGAACUACACUUAUUUUGAAUGAUAGUCAACUAUAACGAUCGAUUAAAAUUAUAAAAAUCCAUUAAAUCGAAGGGUACUAAAGUAUGUUAAGUGUAUAUAAUUAUUAUGACGACAUUGAUUGCUAUUUAUUGAGUUUAUCGUUUGCCAAGUGUUCAUAAUUUCUGUAUACUUAAGUACAUAUCAUGAAUUUUAUUGUUUCGUUAAGCAACGAUCGUGUAUUUUAAGAAUCGACUUGAAUGCAAACGCAAAUUGUAAUUUUAUUUUGUGUAAUUUUAAAAAGCAACCGUGAUUGUAUAUUCUGAUUGUAAUUAUAAUAUUUUACAAGCAUUUUUACGUCCAGACUAAAAUAGUGUCAACUUAAUGUACUUAUUUUUUUUUUAACUGAUCAUUAUAGCGCAAGUCGAAGUCAGCUUUUCGAUUGCUUUGCGAGUAGUCUUACGGUUAUAAACCUAAACACGUGUGAAUUGUAUUAUUUCCUAGUUAUUGUAUGGCGGAACCAAAGCAACUUCAGAAAAUAUCGUUUGCCACCACUUGUUACGCUGCGACACUUUUAUAUCUCAUUUUAGAAAUCCUUUUUACUUCAUUUGGACUAAGAAAAAGCAUAAGAUAGAAACAUUUAAUCUUUAUUCUUUUAUAUAGAUAUUCUUCUUAAAACCGGAAUAAUAUACUGUAUUAUUAAUAAAAUACAUUUUUCUAUAAUUAUAUGAUUUUUAUUAUAUUUAUUGACAUUAUCGAGUUCUUAAAAAACAUUAUUUCUACAAGAUCUUUUCUUCCUUCUGGCUAACGUUUUCUUAGUCCAAUUUUGGUAAUAAGCCAACUGUGUAAUCUCGACUACGUUUUACCCCAGCGCUUUGUUUAAUGGUAAAGAUUGAAGACAAUAAAGGAAGAUUUAUACCUAUAAUUAAUGAAUAUCACGAAGUGUCGACUCGAUAUUUAAAAUAUUAACUUGUUAGUGUAAGCUACGAUGUAGGUAAUUUGCAUAUUCGAGACUUUUGUGGACGUCUUCGUGUGUUCGGAUAUAUGCGCUGAGGGAACUAGCAAACCCGCUUUUGGUGUGAAAACGUCCGUCCAAAACCGAAUUCGUAGUGUCCUAGCUUUUUGAUUGGAAAUUUACGUGCAGUCUGUCAAGGAAAUGAAGAAAACUGAUUUUUACCAACUAAAUUUUUUGCCAUUGCAUUGUCGGCCAGCCUACAGGAGACAGAGCCCUUAUAUAUUUUCUUAAUCUUCUUGACAGACUCUAAAAUCAAGCAUUUAUUUAGCAUCUUCUUCCUCUAUAUUAUAAAUUUAAUUGCAUCUCCCGCUGUUGUUAUAUUUGUAUCAUCAGUGAAAAUAUCCGAAUACAGAAUACGUUUUAUUUAUUAAACAAUUGUGAAUUAAAGAGUUUGGAUUGUAACAUAAGGAACAUUAAUUUCCUGUAAAUUCAUCGAAACGAAUUGGCGUGUAUCAUUUCACAUAAAUUAUGUAAUAACCAUUAUAUCAUGUAAUCGUAGGAUCCAAGAGGUACUGUGAUUGGUAACUACCACUGAAUUUUGGAGGAUAAUAAGGUACUUUGUCGAGUCAAAUUUAUAACACCACGGGAAAAUAAAAAACUAAAAUAGUUUACGUGGUCCUAGAAUUUUCCAGAAUGAAAGACCAUAAUAGAUGGCUUUGAAGAAUCUACUCUAUUGGAUAAUUUUGGAGCACAAUGGGCGAUAAAAUAGUUAUUCCUGUGUAUGGAGUGCAUUUGUUAGUACAUUCUAACCUAAGAGAUAGAUUGAUAGGUAGGUACUUUCAACAGUACAAAAUGUGUAGAGUAACAAUAUAAUUUAAUUAUCUACUAUUACAGAUGGGUUCAAUAAACGAUUCCGUUCCCAAUUUAAA